This is a messenger RNA of Megalops cyprinoides (Indo-Pacific tarpon), 5952 nucleotides long. RefSeq names its product cache domain containing 1 (gene cachd1). The transcript has 27 exons. The record is from RefSeq and is a predicted model, not a curated record. Gene Ontology annotation, cellular component: voltage-gated calcium channel complex. Gene Ontology annotation, molecular function: voltage-gated calcium channel activity. The coding region runs from base 220 to 4098 and encodes 1292 amino acids. NCBI's taxonomy places the organism in Eukaryota, Metazoa, Chordata, Actinopteri, Elopiformes, Megalopidae.
UUUUGUUAUCAUCGCUUUUAAUGAUAUUCUUUUUUUCCUUUACGGAUAUCCGGAAGAUGCAUUGAUGUCGCUGUCAAAAACUGAGGGAGGUUGUUUGGCUUACAGGACGCGUUUUAGUAACAAAGUUGAGAAGUAGCUCGCUCGAUAGUUCCGUUCAAGUUUUCCCUGGGCUGCAGAGAGAAUUCCCAGUUUACUAUACAGCUAACUAAGCUAGCCAUCAUGGCGAGGCGGCCAGUGGAGGGAUCUGUGAUUUUAACCUGUAUUACUUCCUCUGUGCGGCAUGAGAGCUCUCAACUUCAUUGGAAUAAAGAUAAAAUUAUUACUUGGAGUCUCGUAACGAUCUGCACGCUGAUGUGCUGUGGAUUUUGUGGUGCAGACACCGAGUUUUCCAUCUUGGAAGAAGCGCAAGUUUUAGCAGUUCAGAUGAAAAAGCUGUCCUCGCAGGAGCUGGGAGUUUUCACUAUGCAGAGAAUUUUCAACUCCUUUGUGUACACCGAGAAGACUUCAAAUGGAGAGACGGAGGUGCAGCAGCUGGCAAAAAAGAUCCGUGAGAAGUUCAACCGCUAUCUGGACGUGGUGAACAGAAACAAGCAGGUGGUGGAGGCAUCCUACACAGCCCAUCUGACCUCGCCCCUGACUGCCAUCCAGGACUGCUGUACCAUUCCGCCCUCCAUGAUGGAAUUCGAUGGCAAUUUCAACACAAAUGUCUCCAAAACUAUCUGCUGUGACCGCCUGUCCCCCACCGUCAACAGCAGAGCUUUCAACCCUGGCCGGGACCUCAAUUCAGUGCUCGCGGACAAUCUCAAGUCCAACCCCGGGAUCAAGUGGCAGUAUUUCAGCUCAGAAGAGGGGAUAUUCACCGUGUUCCCGGCUCACAAGUUCCACUGCAAGGGGACCUACGAGCACCGCAGCAGACCCGUGUACGUAUCUGCGGUGAGACCUCAGUCCAAGCACAUCGUGGUGAUCAUCGACCACGGGGCCUCAGUGACUGACACCCAGCUCCAGAUUGCCCGGGACGCGGCCCUGGUCAUCCUCAACGCCAUCGACGAGCACGAUAAGAUCUCGGUGCUCACUGUGGCAGACACCGUGCGCUCCUGCUCCCUGGACCAAUGCUACAAGACCUUCCUGUCCCCGGCCACCAGCGAGACCAAGAGGAAGAUGGGCUCCUUCAUCAGUAAUGUCAAGGCCUCCGACAGCCCUACCCAGCACGCUUUGGGCUUCCAGAAGGCCUUUCAGCUCCUCAGGAACACCAGCAAUGUAACGAGACAGCAGACCAACACUGACAUGGUGAUCAUCUACCUUUCCUCGGGCAUCACCUCCCAGGACUCCUCCGAUAGCGAGAAGAGGGCCACGCUCAGUGUAGUUAAGGAAGAGAACCGGCACCUCAACAACUCUGUCAUGAUCCUCACCUACGCACUUAUGAACGAGGGGGUGACCGGGCUGAAGGAGCUGGCGUUCCUCAGAGACCUGGCAGAGCAGAACUCGGUGAAGUACGGCGUGCCGGACCGCUCCGCCCUGCCUGUCGUCAAGGGCAGCAUGAUGGUGCUGAACCAGCUCAGCAACCUGGAGACCAGCGUGGGCCGGUUCUACAUCAACCUGCCCAACCGCAUGAUCGACACGGCCGGCUUCAGCCUGCCCUACACAGACCCCAUGGGUGACGGGUUCAUCAUGACGGUCAGCCGCCCCUGCUACUUCGGCAACCUGCUGCUCGGAGUCGUGGGCGUCGACGUGAACUUGGCCUACAUCCUGGAGGACGUCACCUACUACCAGGACUCCCUGGCCUCGUACACCUUCCUCAUAGACAACAAAGGCUACACCCUCAUGCACCCGUCGCUCACGCGGCCGUACCUGAUGACCGAACCGCCCCUGCACACCGACAUCAUCCACUACGAGAACAUCCCGGGGUUCCAGCAGGUGCGGCAGAAUAUCCUCAGCCUUCCCCUGGGCAGCCAGGUCAUCGCUGUCCCUGUGAACUCCUCCCUCUCCUGGCACAUGAACCGGCUGAGAGACCCCAGUCAGGAGGCCUACAACGUCAGCUACGCCUGGAAACUGGUGCAGGACACCUCUUUCAUCCUGUGCAUCGUGUACGUUCAGCCCGAGAUCCCCGUCAAGCACCUGAAGAACCUAAACACCGUCCCCAGCAGCAAGCUCCUGUACCACCGGCUGGACCUCCUGGGCCAGCCCAGCUCCUGUCUGCACUUCAAGCAGCUCGCCACCGUCGAAAGCCCCACUGUGAUGCUGUCUGCUGGGAGUUUCUCCUCUCCCUACGAGCACCUGAGCCAGCCGGAGACCAAGCGCAUGGUGGAGCACUACACCGCCUACCUGAGUGACAACACUCGCCUCAUCGCCAACCCCGGGCUGAAGUCGUCUGUCAGAAAUGAAGUAAUGGCUACCAGUCACGUAACCGAUGAAUGGAUGACACAAAUGGAAAUGAGUAGCCUGAACAGUUACAUUGUGCGUCGUUACAUAGCAACGCCCAAUGGGGUGCUGCGGAUUUACCCAGGCUCUCUCAUGGAUAAAGCUUUCGACCCCACCAGGAGACAAUGGUAUCUGCACGCUGUGGCCAAUCCCGGCCUCAUCACCUUCACCGGCCCGUACCUGGAUGUGGGCGGGGCCGGCUACGUGGUCACCAUCAGCCACACCAUACACGCCUCCAGCUCUCAGAUGGCCCCUGGCUAUGCGGUGGCAGUGAUGGGUAUCGACUUCACCCUGCGUUACUUUUACAAAGUGCUGCUGGACCUGCUACCCAUCUGUAACCAGGACAAAGGCAACAAAAUUCGAUGUUUCAUCAUGGAGGACCGAGGCUACCUGGUGGCACAUCCCACACUAAUUGACCCGAAAGGACACGCCCCAGCCGAGCAGCAACACAUCACACACAAGGAGCCACUGGUUGCUAACGACAUCCUCAACCACCCCAACUUUGUGAAGAAGAACCUGUGCAACAGCUUCAGCGACCGCACGGUGCAGCGGUUCUACAAGUUCAACACCAGCAUUGUGGGCGAUCUGACAAACCUGGUGCACGGCAGCCACUGCUCCAAGUACCGCUUGACCCGGAUCCCUGGCACCAACGCCUUCGCUGGCAUCGUGAACGAGACCUGCGACUCGCUGGCAUUCUGCGCCUGCAGCACAGUGGACCGGUUAUGUCUCAACUGCCACAGGAUGGAGCAGAAUGAAUGUGAGUGUCCAUGUGAGUGCCCCCUGGAGGUGAAUGAGUGUACCGGCAACCUCACCAACGCAGAGAACAGGAACCCCAGUUGCGAGGUGCACCAGGAGCCCCUCUCUCUGACGGUCAUCGACUCCAGCCUGCAAGACACCCUGCCCCAGUGCAUCAACACCCGCUGCAGCCAGCGCUUCACCAGCAGUGACUGCUUUGGGGUGCUGGACUGCGAGUGGUGCAUGGUGGACAGCGAUGGGAAGACCCACCUGGACAAGCCGUACUGUGCCCUUCAGAAGGAGUGUUUCGGGGGCAUCGUGGGAGCCAAGAGCCCCUACAUGGAUGCAAUGGGUCACCUGGACGACGAGGUGACUUCCCUGAACAUGAUCAAGAGCGCGCCCGUGGGGCCCGUGGCCGGGGGAAUCAUGGGAUGCAUCAUGGUCCUGGUGCUGGCCGUGUACGCCUACCGGCACCAGAUCCACCGCCGCAGCCACCAGCACAUGUCCCCACUGGCGGCGCAAGAGAUGUCCGUCAGGAUGUCCAACCUGGACAACGAGCGGGACGAGAGAGACGAGGACAGCCAUGAGGACAGGGGCAUAAUCAGCAACACGCGCUUCAUUGCUGCGGUGAUCGAGAGACACACGCACAGCCCUGAGCGUAGGCGGAGAUACUGGGGGAGGUCGGGCACCGAGAGUGACCAUGGUUACAGCACCAUGAGCCCCCAGGAGGACAGCGAGAACCCGCCCUGCAACAACGACCCCCUGUCGGCGGGCGUGGACGUCGGCAACCACGACGAGGACCUGGACCUGGACACGCCCCCUCAGACGGCCGCGCUGCUCAGCCACAAGUUCCACCCGUACCGGCACCCCCACCACCACCCGCUGCACCACACGCACCACCUGCAGGCCGCCGUCACCGUGCACAGCGUGGACGCCGAGUGCUGAUCGGCACAGCCUCGCCCCCCCUGCCCCCCACCCCCCUCGGACAGCGGCUUUUGCAAGCCCCGCUUGGACCCGGUUCCGCUCCCCCAGACCAGAACGUUUGAUCCCACUGAACCUGUUGGAGGUGAGAGGAGGAUAGACUCUGAGGAAGAACAAAGUGGGGCCCCUGCUAUUACACCCCCGCCUGAGGCUUCCUCUGAAGGACUCAUGUGACCUUUACACAGCGCUAGUGGAGGCGCGGGCCGCGGAACAGGGAAGAGUCCAAGCCGAGCCGGCACGCAUUGGGGGACUUUUUCAGAAGUGUAAACAAUGCAUCUCAAAUUUUUUUUUAAUGAAAGGAUUAUUUUUCUACUAUUUAUUUGACUGGAACUGACAUGAACAAAUGCAGUAGAUGAAUCAGAACUGACACUUCAAAUGGGGUGAAUGUCCUGUUGACUCCAGCGUCCUGUCUGGGUUCUGCUCCAAAGUGCCCUUUAACUUUCGACGCCAGCAAGUGGAGACAUGGAUGUUCAGCACCUUUUGUUUUCUGUUGGGAAAGACUCAUUUUAAAUUGUUUUACGUAACGUACGAGAACUGACGUACGGUAAUUUAAGAUGAUCCAAGCUAAACUGUAAAGCUAAAAGCUCUCAGCGGUAACUCCGAGACUGCAUCAAAGCAUUCGUUUAAAAGUGUGUUUAUGCAAAGAGGUGAAAUUCUUAAAGCUAGAGAGAGUAUCUAUCUCUAUGCCUGCCCACAUGUCCAGGUGCCAGAACAGGGCAGGGUCAGUCAUUUAUGACGUACGAAUGUGGAAGUGAUGCUCCAGGAUCCUCAAAGCGUGGUGCUGGAUCUGAAGUACCCAUGUGUGCAGAGCAACUGUGACCAUGUCACCUUAAGAUCCAGUCGGUGCAGAGUGAAGCUCGAAUGACUCAUUUUGACUCAUUUGUCAAUCAGGAACAACUCCUUUCUCCUGUCAAUGGCUGUGUAUCUCUGUGGAAUGCAUCAGUGUUGGCCAGGUUGAGUUUGUCUGUAAGCUGUCAUAACCUCUCUGUCCAUUCUGAUUUUACUGCCUACUGCGUACGCCUCUGAAUGAAUCCCAGCUGUGUGAGUUGGGUCAGAUAUAACUUAAAGGGACACAGAGACUCAGGCCAUCUCCACUGAAGGCAUGAUUUUACGGUUUUGUCUGGAAAAAAGUGUGAUUAGUGAUAUCAAAUGCUUUUGUGUUUAAGCAUCGAUCCAAUGCACUGUUGCAAGAAAGGAGCUGUCACAACAGUUCUGCCCCCAGUUGAACUUUUAAUGUUUUGAUUGGUUACUUCAGCAAAAUUGGAGAAAAUAAUUGUAUUCAUUUAGUUUAGAAGUGGACUAAUCUUUUGUUCUCCAUGCUGUCUGAUCCCAACAAUAUAAUGUCUUUAAAUGUUAAAAAAAUAACAAAUAGCUAUACCUGUGUUUCACACUCCAGUACAAAAUCCUUGGUUUUUUCUGUGUAAAGUGUAUAGGUUGUGUGUUCUUGAUAAUCUUCAGUUUACUCUGGGUUGUUUUGAACUUAAAAUAUAUGUACUGUUCAUGGUAUUGGACAAGACUAGGUUCCUGAUACUUUAUGUCCAUAUUGGAAUUUAAGAUUGACUGACAUUGGUGAUAUAUCAUUCCCCCAUAUCCCACAAAGUUGUAGAUAAAAUGUAUUUUUUAAAAAACUGAUGUUUGACAAUGUUGCGAAAAUUGUGUCCUCCAAUAUUACGGUACAACUGCCUCUCACCCCAGAUACCCGUUUUAUCCAGACUCCUGGAAUUCCCAUCAUAAUAAACCAGAUUUAGAAAAGUCAUCUAAUAGAAUAUCCCAUAAUCUUUGCAAAUGAAAUAUUUCAUAGAUAAGAAAUGAAACCGU